This is a messenger RNA of Symbiodinium natans, 1212 nucleotides long. The record is from the annotation of a GenBank genome assembly. NCBI's taxonomy places the organism in Eukaryota, Dinophyceae, Suessiales, Symbiodiniaceae.
AUGCGGCCUUCCCAGUGGUCAGUUCUGGUUUUUGGGGACUCUUGGGCGGACUACAUGCAUCCGACCUGGCCGCAGGUCCUGGGACGCAGACUGGGUGCACGUGUGAUUAACUUCGCGCAAGCAGGCUCGAUGUGCGCGGACAUCCGAAGUCAGGCGCAGCGAGCCCUCAUCAGCCCGGAGGUCCCCAAGGCUGUGGGCGGCUUGCUCCAAAGUGAGACCUUGGUGGUCAUCCACACGUGCGGGAAUGACUUCAUCAUGAAGAUGGCAGAGGCCUUCAUGGGCGGCGGGCUUGGUGGCUUGUUUGGUGGAGGAGGAGGUGCCUCCCUGGCGACCCCUGAGAUGCUGCAGCCGAACCCGGGCGUGCGCGAAGCGGCGUUCAUGAAAGAAUUCCUCGAGUCCAUGCACCGCGCUGGGGCCAGGCACUUCCUGGUCUCGGGUGUGCCGAUUUUCCUGGACAUGCCGGUUUUCAACAUGGCGCUGCCGAUCAUCACGGGGAUGGUGAACUCCGGGCGCUUGGAGGCUCUGGGUGUGAGCCCCGGCGACCCGCCACGGCUAGCUGUGGAGGUGCAGGCCUCGGCCUUGCACGAGCGCUGGGAGGAGCUGGUCCAGGCCUUCAACAAGGGCCACCCCGACAGCAAGUGCAUCUUCUUCGACGAGGUUGCUGCGCUGGAGCGGCUCCGGCUAUCCUUCGGAGAGGUCUUUGACCGUUCCAUGUGGGACUUCAGCAUGUUCCAUCCUACUGCUUGGGGCCACGAGCAGCUGGCUGUGGAGGCGCAGCGGGUGGCCACGGAGCAGAUUCCCGGCCUGUCGGGAACGCCUGCGCAGCCUGCGGCGAAGGCCUCCAGCGAAGCCAAGCCCAAUGGCUACACGACCGCGGCGAGCGCGGCAGGCCCGGCGCCAGCCAACGGAGGUGCCGCAGCGCCCACUGCCACAGCGUCGCAGGGGAAGCAGAUCAAGGUGCAAGUUCGGAACGUGAAGGGCGACGUGUCCUUCGAAGUUCCUUGUGACAGUUCCUGGAACACAGCCCGCUUCAGGGAAGAGGUCCUGUCGAAGGCACCUUCCGGAUUCUCGGACGCCAACUCCGUGUGUGUCUUUGCCAUGAAGGGCAAGUUCCUCAGCGACGCGAGCACCGACACGCUGGAGCAGAUGGGCCUUCACGAGGGUGGGCAGGUCAUCGCCGUCAUCAAGCCAAAGAGUUCGCCGCCUCGGUGA